AUGUCCCGCCUGAGCUCGUGGCUCGGUGAGGUCCAGUGGCUGGUCUUGGUGUCGCUCUUCGUCGUGGCCCUGGGCACGGUGGGCCUGUACCUGGCGCAGUGGGCGCUGGCCAGGGCGCGACCCCGGCCCCCGCGGCGGGCUGCCGAGCCUGGCGAGGGCCGGCGCCCCGAGUCCGACGCGCUGCUCGCCUGGAUACUGACGCUGAACAGCUGGAGGAGCCGGUGGCAGGCCGCCUGGGUGACCGCCCUGAAUGAUGAGGCCAAACGGAAAGGGGGCCCGCUGCUCCUGUCCUUCGAGGAGGACCCGCUGCAGCAGCCCCUCGAGCUGGCCGUGCGGCGAGUCUCGAGCGUGGCCAGGUCUGCCCAGGAGAAGGUCGUGUCUUGUCAUGUGGUGGGCGAGGCCAUUCAGUUCCUGGUCCGCGUGGGGCCCACAUCCCCUGAAGACACGGGGCACCAGAUGUACGGUGCGCGGCUCUCCCCGUUUCAUCUACAGCUGGAGCUCCACAUGACAGAGAAGAGAGAGGACAUCCAGAUCAAGUGGUCCUUCAUCAGCGCUCCGGAAACGGCCAUUACGGUCCAGCCCAAAGCAGUGGUGGAGGACCAGGUGGCGGAGACCGAUGCCGUGUCUGAAACCCUCAAGGAUAUCUUGAAGCGCCUGGUUAGUGCUGCCUCCCCGUCAGUCGUUCUGAGCACCAAGCCUGUGGACGUGAGGGACGUUCAGAAUCUGCAACGCACUUCAUCUACUCCUCAGGAAUCCUGCCCUCCCAAACCUCCAAGGGCUCACGAACUCAGAUUAUUGGUGAAGAACAUCCGAGCCUCGCUGCUAAAUGAUCCUGGGGCUUCAGGCAACAUUAACCCACAGUGUAUGGUUCAGCUGAACGAUCCCAUUCAGAAGUUCAGCGCCCUCGCGACAAACACCACCGACCUCAGCUGGGAAGAAGAAUUCACCUUUGAGCUGAAUGCCAAGUCGAAGGAGUUGCACCUGCAGAUUUCAGGGGAUGAGCAAUCCUCGGAAGCUCUGUUGGCGAUGACAACCAUUCCUUUGGACUUAUUCAAGAAGCAGCCUUCUGGGCCCCAGAGCUUUACGCUGACCGGCGGGUCCUCCUUCGGCAGCUCUGUGCUGGGUUCGGUCACUGCAGAGUUUUCUUACUUAGAACCCGGUGAAGUGAAAUCCUGGCAGACCCCUCCACCUGCUCCUGCUGCAAAGGUAGAAAAAGACCGCACAGUGAUGCCAUGUGGGACCGUGGUCACUACUGUCACUGCUGUGAAAACCAAGCCUCGCUUCGACACGGGGAGGGCGUCUCCGCUGAGCUGUGAGUCUCCCCUGAAGACGCCUGUCAAGGUGAAGGUGAUCGAGAAGGACAUCUCUGUCCAAGCCAUCUCCUGCCACGGGGCUCCCGUCAGUAAGACCUUCUCUUCUUCGGACACAGAGCUGCUGGUGCUGAACGGCUCGGAUCCCGUGGCAGAAGUCGCCAUCCGCCAGCUCAGCGAGUCCUCAAAGCUGAAGGUCAAGUCACCGCGGAAGAAGAGCACCAUCAUCAUAUCAGGGAUCUCCAAGACCUCACUCUCUCAGGACAAUGCCGCUGCCCUAAUGCUGGACUACUCGGCCUCCGUGGACGGUGCCCACCAGGAGGACACCCCGUCCCCCGUGGGGGCGGCCGCCACUCCUGCCCCCCCCGAGGACGAGGCCUCAGCCCCUGCCCCGCCGGCCCCGGAGCCCCAGGAGAGCGAGCUAGACUCGUGGGACUUGGACAAGGAGUCGCGGGCCUCGGCAUGGGGCAGCCAGGCCCCGCUGGACCCCGAUGGGGACGAGCUGUCGGAGAGCUCCCUGAGUGUCUCGGAGCCGGGCGCUGCCAAGAAGCAUAAAGGAGGGAUUUUAAGGAAAGGUGCAAAGCUGUUCUUCCGCCGGCGACAUCAACAGAAAGACCCCGGCAUGAGCCAGUCGCACAACGACCUUGUGUUCCUGCAGCAGCCAGAGGGGGCCCGGAGGAAGGGGGUGACGCUCACCAGGAUCCUGAACAAGAAGUUGCUCUCCAGACACAGAAGUAAGAGCACCAUGAACGGGGCUCUGGGGGACCCCGCGGCCGGCAGCCUGCCUCACCAGGACGCGGGAAGACGCGGGCCCACCUAA
This is a messenger RNA of Odobenus rosmarus divergens (Pacific walrus), 2130 nucleotides long. It is a transcript of the gene C2CD2, whose product is annotated as C2 calcium-dependent domain containing 2. The transcript has 14 exons. NCBI's taxonomy places the organism in Eukaryota, Metazoa, Chordata, Mammalia, Carnivora, Odobenidae. Bases 1 to 2130 code for a protein of 709 amino acids. The record is from RefSeq and is a predicted model, not a curated record.